UUCCCCAUCUUCCUCUGCUCGCUUCCCACUCCGGUCCACUCUGCUCUCUGAGCCGGCAGCAAUGGCGCUCCUCCUCCUCCUCUCCCUGCUCCUACUCUGCGCCCACUCGCCGGAGCCGGCGCUGGCGGGUGACCCCUUCGCCUACUUCGACUGGGAGGUCGCCUACCUGUCGGCCCGCCCGCUCGGCGUCGCCCAGAAGGUCAUCGCCAUCAACGGCCAGUUCCCGGGGCCGCCGCUCAACGUGACCACCAACUGGAACGUGGUGGUGAACGUCCGCAACUCCCUCGACGAGCCGCUCCUCCUCACCUGGCACGGCAUCCAGCACCGCAAGGGCCCGUGGCAGGACGGCGUCGCCGGCACCAACUGCCCCAUCCCCGCCGGCUGGAACUGGACCUACACCUUCCAGGUCAAGGACCAGGUCGGCAGCUUCUUCUACUCCCCCUCCGCCGCGCCGCUCCACCGCGCCGCCGGCGGCUACGGCGCCAUCGUCGUCAACAACCGCGACGUCAUCCCCAUCCCCUUCCCCUUCCCCGACGGCGGCGACCUCACGCUCUUCCUCGGCGACUGGUACCUCAGGUCCCACAGGGACCUCCGCAGCUCCCUCGACGCCGGCGCGCCCCUGGGCAGCCCCGACGGCGUGCUCAUCAACGGGCUCGGCCCCUACCGCUACAACGAAUCCCUCGUCCCGCCGGCGAUCACCUACGAGAGGAUCAAUGUCGAGCCCGGGAGAACGUACAGGCUCCGGGUGCACAACGUGGGCGUCUCCACCAGCCUCAAUUUCAGGAUCCAGGGACACAACCUGCUGCUGGUCGAGACCGAGGGCUCAUACACCUCGCAGCACAACUACAGCAACAUGGACAUCCAUGUUGGACAGUCCUACUCCUUCCUUGUCACCAUGGAUCAGAACGCCACCACCGACUACUAUGUCGUCGCCAGCGCCCGCUUCGUCGAUGCCGGAGACGUCGAUAAGCUCACCGGGGUCGCCAUACUGCAUUACUCCAACUCCCAGGGUCCGGCCUCUGGCUCUCUCCCUGCUGCCCCUGAUGACCAGUAUGACACUGCAUUCUCCAUAAACCAAGCAAGAUCCAUCAGGUGGAAUGUCACCGCCAGCGGUGCCCGCCCCAACCCGCAGGGUUCAUUCCAUUAUGGCGACAUUACGGUGACCGAUGUGUACCUGUUGCAGAGCCGGCCGCCCGAGCUCAUCGACGGCCAACUGCGUUCUACUAUCAAUGGGAUAUCCUACAUCGCACCAUCCACUCCAUUGAUACUUGCACAGCUAUUUAACGUCCCGGGAGUGUUCAAAUUGGAUUUCCCAAAUCAUCCGAUGAACAGACUACCAAAAGUCGACACCUCGGUUAUAAAUGGCACCUACAAAGGCUUUAUGGAGAUUAUAUUCCAAAACAACGCCACGGCGGUGCAGAGCUACCACUUGGAUGGAUAUGCAUUCUUUGUCGUCGGGAUGGACUAUGGAUUGUGGACUGAGAAUAGCCGGGGUACCUACAACAAAUGGGAUGGUGUUGCACGCUCCACAAUCCAGGUAUUCCCCGACGCUUGGACUGCUGUGCUCGUGUUCCUGGACAAUGCAGGGAUAUGGAAUUUGCGCGUGGAGAACCUGGACAGCUGGUACCUGGGGCAAGAACUGUACAUAAGCGUGGUGAACCCGGAGGAGGACCACAGCGACAAGACGCCGCUUCCUCUACCAGAUAACACGAUUUUCUGCGGCGCGCUCUCGAGCCUACAGAAAGAACAGUCUCAUAGCGACGCCGUCCGCCGCCUCACCCAGUCCCAGGCCGUGCUCCUCUUCACCGCGCUCGUCACCCUCCUCUCCUGGCUCGCCUUCUGCGCCGCCGCCAGGCUCGCCGGCCGCGACCCCACCGGCAACAAGAGCCUCUUCCGCGCCCGCUUCUGGAUCAGCCGCCUCGACUGCCUCUUCCACACCCAGCACUGGGCGGCUGACCAGCAAGUGCUCAAGAAAAGGAAGACAGAGCUGGGUGGGAUGUGCUCGGUUGCUGCCCUCAUACUCUUCCUUGGAUUGGUCACUGUGCUGCUGUACCAAGCUAUCAAGAGGCGCAACAUCGAGGUGCACCGAGUCAAGCCGGCCAAUGCUCCUGAUCUCUUGGCUUUCGUCAACGACAUCGAGUUCCACAUCACCACCAUCUCGAGCAUGUCCUGCUCUCAGGUGGUCAAGCCUUCGACGAUCGCGAUGGGGACGCCCGGGUUCAUGGACUUCAGGGUGCUGCCUCUCUCGACGCUCUUGACCUACAGUUGCCAGAACACGAGCCAGGGGCCGUCUAUCACGCUCAAGUGCAGCGGCUGCAGAAUGCCUCCAAGAGACCACUACGUGUCCUGGCAGUUUGUUGACCUGCCGAGGCAACCGGCACUAGCUGUUGGCUUCCAGUUCAACCUGACUACCAAGCAAACCGGAGACGAUGAGCACGUGAGCUUUGUCAGUGGGACCAUAAACUCUGACAACUAUGGUGAUGAGAAGCUCAAGACAUUCAGAGGGACAGACUCCAACGUGCUCAAGAUUCAGCUGUUUCCCCAGAUAUACAACAAACUUAAUAACCUGAAGCUCUUGCAGCCACUGCUUCAGGACUUCACUCCAGGGUCUACCUUUUCGGAUGUCACGAGCUUGAAUGCUUCCCUGCAGAACCCUACCGAUGGAGUAUUAAACACUACACUCUACAUAAGUUAUCUUUCAGAUUACAUCGUGGAGAUUAGCAAUGAAAGUGUGUUAGGCCCAGUCAGUAUAAUUGCGAGCAUUGGUGGCCUUUAUGCCUUCAGUAUAGCAAUAUUUCUCUGCCUCAUGUCUCAAUGUGAAGCUAGGAUAAAGAAGCUCCGUAAUGAGGAUACAAGAAUGCUGAAAAUUCUGAGCAAAAGGCGAGCUCAACAGAAUUGGGAUAAGGUGAGGAAGUUUGUGAUGUAUACCUGGGGCCCUAGCAACUUGGAUCCAACUGACAGAAGUGGCAAGUGGCCUGAAGCUUCAAUGAUGGAUUCUCUCCAUGGGUCCUUCCACAAGAAAAGAAAACCGACUAGACGAGCUACCUCGAUUGCUACCAGAACGAUGAGAGAACAUCCUGAUGUGGGAUCAAUUGACAUCGAAAGAGCUGUGUAAAUGCAGCAUUAGACAACAACCUUGAGGCACCUGUAUGGAAGAAACAACAACCUUGAGGCACCUGUAUGGAAGAAUCCUGCAGGAAGAAGUUUGUAUUGGCUGAGACACGCGACCAGCCAUACCGGAGAUUCUUUUGUUUCUGUCAAUGUGAUCUAUGGCAAGGCAAAAAUUGUACAGCGCUAGUAGGUAGUUUGUAAAGUUGCAAAUAGCCUUAUUUCAUUGGACGGGCAUGAUUAUUUUUCUUGAGCAUAUGAUGGAUGGAUUA
Molecule: messenger RNA, 3380 nt
Organism: Hordeum vulgare subsp. vulgare (domesticated barley)
Lineage: Eukaryota; Viridiplantae; Streptophyta; Magnoliopsida; Poales; Poaceae
Product: monocopper oxidase-like protein SKU5
Exons: 12
Coding region: 62-3115 (1017 amino acids)
Molecular function (GO): copper ion binding; oxidoreductase activity
Source: RefSeq, a predicted model, not a curated record